Messenger RNA from Westerdykella ornata, 714 nucleotides. RefSeq lists its product as uncharacterized. The record is from RefSeq and is a predicted model, not a curated record. The transcript has 4 exons. Lineage: Eukaryota; Fungi; Ascomycota; Dothideomycetes; Pleosporales; Sporormiaceae. Bases 1 to 714 code for a protein of 237 amino acids.
AUGGAUGAAGCGAGUUUGUCUUCUACGAACAAGAAUGACGAUGUGACCGCGGCAACAACGAUGUUACAAGACUUGCGCCUAUCUCAGGCCCAAGGCACGUCAUCAGCAGGCGCAGUCAAGAUCAGCCCUCUCAAUCAGUUUCUGAUGGAUAAUGAAGAAGCCCGCGUCGAGAUUCAAGAGCACAUUUCCACGAGGAAUAAGACCGAGAUGUGUUUUGGAUGCUGGCAUGUCGAAUCUGGUGGGAUGUGGCCUGCUGAGUCCCGUCGAGUAAUGGAGCGCACGAAUCACGGACAAGAGGAACGGAAUCACUGUUGGGGCGAGUAUUUCGUCGGUGAAGAAAUGUUAAAAGAGUUGGUCGAGAACUACUAUCGGACCACUAUCUUCACAGAUGUGGUUGCUUACGACAGGGACUCUCGGUUCGAUAUAUCGGAAGGAUUCAUCAAAGGAACGGACUGGCGGGGGCUUAAGCUUCCCAUCUGCGACAUGGUCACUCAACUGGAUUCGGCAUGGUUCCCUGAUGGUGGCGCUCUCUCAGAGCAGACGAUAAGCGCCGUACUGGGCUACCGGCCGCUUGCUCAGAAAUUGACUGAAGCUGGCAUGUGGACCCGGGUUGUCCGUGGAGGGAGCGAAACGUUCGAAGUUAUACCUCCCUCCAAGGACUGCUCUUAUGAGCGCUGGGCAGAAAAGCUGAAUGCUUACGUAGUACAGGAGUGA